CAAGCUGUUGGCCGUCAUUGAACUUGGAGUCACAGUCGAAGUGUUUGAAUUCAAUUGCAAUGGAGCAGAAACCACCAGUACGGAAGAUGAAGUUUGCCCCAAAAGCUCCACCCAAACGUGUGCCAAAACCUGAAGUUAAACCUGAAGUGGUUGAGGAUAAUAGUAACAGUGCACAAGCAUCGGAAUUGCUACGCAGAGUUAAUGAAAGAUCAUUGCGCAAGCCAAAAGCGGACAAGAAAGUUCCUGCUUCUCAAGUUGCUUGGUUGGGGGGAGUGGUGAAUUCAACCAGAUCAAAUAAGUACCUCAAUAGAUCAAAUGGUGCUUAUGGAUCAACCUCUACUCAGGAGAUAGAGUAUAAAGAACCAUGGGAUUACUACAGCUAUUACCCUAUCACACUUCCAAUGAGGAGACCGUAUGCAGGAGAUCCAGAGGUUCUUGACGUGGAGGAGUUUAUGCAGGCUGGAGGACAUCAUGAAGAUUCACUUAACACAGCCGCUAAUCUCGGUCUAAUGGAGGAUAGUGGAGAACAGAAAAUGUUUUUUAUGAGGCUACCUUCUGUUCCUUUGGCAUCAACACCAACAGAAAACCUUGAAACAAGGCCAAAUAUCAAAGGCCCCGUUGAGAAGAAGACUGUUGAUUUAAAAGCCUUGCCAGAAGGUUACAUGGGCAAACUGUUAGUCUACAAAAGUGGUGCUGUCAAGAUGAAACUUGGGGAAGUGCUUUAUGAUGUGAGUGAUUCUUUUUCCGUUUACUAAGUAUUCUAUGACCAUAGAUCCUGCAAUAUGGUUUUUACCGGGCAUAAUACUAGCUAAUAUCUAGUAGGGGUGUUCAAUCCAUGUUUUUGGUUUUACGGGUUUGGUUCGGAUACAGAAAAAGUGAAACCAUUUUAAUCGUAGUAAAAGUCUAACUCGGAUUUGUGAUGGGAUGUUGUAGGUAAGCCCAGGGUUGAAGAGCGAGUUUGCACAAGAUGUGAUGGUGGUUAACACAGAGCAGAAGAACUGUUGUCUGGUUGGAGAUGUGUACAAGCAUGCAGUUUUGACUCCUGAUAUUGAUUCAAUCUUGAAAGAUAUCGAAAAUAUAUGAUAUUCUUUAACUAUUUUUGUUCCAUCAAUUUUUUCAUUCUUUCUUUUUUUUUUUUGGUAGUUUGUUUUCAUUCUUCUUCAUUCAUAGUUUUUUGACAUUGAGAAAGAAAUAAAAAAAGAGUUUUGUUUUA
Molecule: messenger RNA, 1213 nt
Organism: Arabidopsis thaliana (thale cress)
Lineage: Eukaryota; Viridiplantae; Streptophyta; Magnoliopsida; Brassicales; Brassicaceae
Product: RNA polymerase III RPC4
Exons: 10
Coding region: 60-755 (231 amino acids)
Biological process (GO): transcription by RNA polymerase III
Cellular component (GO): nucleus; RNA polymerase III complex
Molecular function (GO): DNA binding
Source: RefSeq, marked reviewed